AUGAAUCUUCAACUCGCUAUUCCAAUGAAGCAAGUCACACGUGUCUCACCAUUACGUUCUCGUCUCUUUUCUUCCGGCAAAGACAUUCGUUUUGGUAUUGAUGGUCGUGCAGCAAUGCUUAAAGGUGCUGAUCAAUUGGCAAAUGCUGUUCAAGUAACAAUGGGUCCUAAAGGCCGUAAUGUCGUAAUUGAUCAAUCCUAUGGAGCUCCGAAGAUUACAAAAGACGGUGUCACAGUCGCUCGUAGUAUUGAUUUUGCUGAUAAGUUUGAAAAUAUGGGUGCACAACUUGUACGUUCGGUUGCUAGUAGUACGAAUGAUGCCGCAGGAGAUGGUACAACAACAGCAACAGUUCUCACACGUGCAAUCUUUAGUGAAGGUUGUAAAUCUGUUGCUGCUGGAAUGAAUCCAACGGAUUUACGUCGUGGUAUUCAAAUGGCGGUUGAUCACGUUGUGGAUGGAUUGCAAAAGCUGUCAAUGGAUGUCCAGGAUAAAGAAAAAGUGGCACAAGUAGCAACGAUUUCAGCCAAUUCCGAGACGGAAAUUGGUAAUCUGAUUAGUGAUGCCAUGGAACGUGUGGGUAAGGAAGGAGUGAUUACAGUACAAGAUGGUAAAACCUUGUACAAUGAAUUGGAAGUUGUUGAAGGCAUGAAGUUUGAUCGUGGAUAUAUUUCACCUUAUUUUGUUACGGAUAAUAAGACACAGUCAUGUGAAAUGGAAAACCCGUAUAUCUUGUUGGUUGAGAAGAAGGUUUCGAGUCUACAAGCGAUUCUUCCAAUGCUUGAGACAGUUGUGAAGCAACAACGGCCAUUGCUUAUUGUUGCUGAAGAUGUUGAGAGUGAAGCACUGGCAGCUCUUGUGAUUAACAAGAUUCGUGGUGGUGUCAAAGUGUGUGCCGUCAAGGCUCCUGGUUUUGGUGAUAACCGCAAGGCUAGUCUACAGGACAUGGCUGUGCUUACUGGUGCCACUGUUAUCUCGGAGGAUUUGGGUCACCGUCUUGAGACUGCAACCCCGGAGAUGCUUGGUAGUGCAAAGAAGGUGACUGUUACUAAGGAUGAUACGUUGAUGCUGGACGGUGCGGGCUCUGCCGAGGCGGUGGAAGAGCGUAGCAACCUACUGCGUGCUUCAAUUGAGAGCACCACAUCGGACUAUGAGAAGGAGAAGCUGCAAGAGCGUCUAGCCAAGCUGAGCGGUGGUGUUGCUGUGAUUAAGGUUGGCGGUGCCAGCGAGGUCGAAGUCAGCGAGAAGAAGGAUCGCGUCGUGGACGCGUUAAAUGCUACUCGCGCUGCUGUCGCGGAGGGAAUUGUGCCAGGCGGCGGUGCCGCCCUUCUGUGGGCUUCGCGUUCACUUAAUUCGCUGUACGAAUCGUGCGCCAAUUUGGAUCAGAAGGUGGGUGUCGAAAUUGUAGAACGCGCUUGCCGCGCUCCGGCCACGCAAAUUGCCAAGAAUGCCGGUCACGAAGGCGCCGUCGUUGUCGGCAAGCUGUUGGAGAACGACUCGCCCGAGCUUGGGUUUAAUGCCCAGACUGGUGAGUAUGUGAACCUGGUGGACGCCGGUAUUAUCGACCCAACAAAGGUGGUGCGUACGGGCCUCGUGGAUGCCUCAAGCGUGGCGUCGCUUAUGAUGACAGCUGAGGCUCUCAUCGCCGACAAGCCGGAGGAGGCUGGUGCCGCCCCGCCAAUGGGUGGCAUGGGUGGCAUGGGCGGAAUGGGUGGUAUGGGUGGCAUGAUGUAA
Messenger RNA from Peronospora belbahrii, 1731 nucleotides. The record is from the annotation of a GenBank genome assembly. NCBI's taxonomy places the organism in Eukaryota, Oomycota, Peronosporomycetes, Peronosporales, Peronosporaceae.